Molecule: messenger RNA, 839 nt
Organism: Amblyraja radiata (thorny skate)
Lineage: Eukaryota; Metazoa; Chordata; Chondrichthyes; Rajiformes; Rajidae
Product: phospholipid hydroperoxide glutathione peroxidase
Exons: 7
Biological process (GO): response to oxidative stress
Cellular component (GO): mitochondrion; nucleus
Molecular function (GO): glutathione peroxidase activity; phospholipid-hydroperoxide glutathione peroxidase activity
Source: RefSeq, a predicted model, not a curated record
GAUGCUCAGUAUUGGCCGAGGCUUCCUGAAGCGAGUCUUAUUCCUGGCUCCAUCGGCAGUGCGAUCGGCAGCAAUGAGUGCACAGCCAAAAGAUUGGCAUAAGGCCAAAAACAUUUAUGAGUUUAAUGCCAAAGACAUCGAUGGCAAUGAAGUCUCUCUGGAAAAAUAUAGGGGAUUUGUCUGCAUCAUCACAAAUGUAGCCUCCAAAUGAGGAAAGUCCUCCGUAAAUUACACUCAGUUUACUCAGCUUUACACUCAGUACUCUGAGAAAGAUUUACGGAUUUUGGCUUUUCCUUGCAAUCAGUUUGGCAAGCAGGAGCCUGGAGAUGAGGGACAAAUCAAAGAAUUUGCAGAUAAAUUUCACGUAAAGUUCAACAUGUUCAGCAAGAUUGAUGUGAAUGGAGACAGUGCUUCCCCUCUCUGGAAGUGGAUGAAGGAACAGCCAAAAGGAAAAGGGCUUCUAGGGAAUGCUAUCAAAUGGAACUUCACCAAGUUUCUUAUUAACAAAGAAGGGCAAGUUGUCAAGCGGUAUUCUCCAAUGGAUGAUCCUUUGGUGAUUGAAAAGGAUCUUCCUAAAUAUUUAUAAAAACCAGUGGAAAUGGUUGAUGGAAUUUGAACUCGAUGUGGUGAAUUUUUAAUCCUGGCCAAUGAUGGUCUGCUGGCAAACCUGCUGCAGGGACAGUGGACCUGAUGAUGCGUGCAUCCAGGAAGAAAUUCUGAACACAUUGAGUUUCUUGGCAAAUCUCUGCUGUAUAUUCCAUUAACAAUGAUAAUUGUACAGAACUACCUUACACUGUUGAAUUCCUUAAUAAUGGCAAUAAAUCAUAACACUCAAGCAA